Messenger RNA from Argentina anserina (silverweed cinquefoil), 1045 nucleotides. Its product is annotated as protein CMS1. The record is from RefSeq and is a predicted model, not a curated record. Lineage: Eukaryota; Viridiplantae; Streptophyta; Magnoliopsida; Rosales; Rosaceae. The transcript is spliced from 6 exons. Bases 19 to 834 code for a protein of 271 amino acids. Gene Ontology annotation, cellular component: 90S preribosome; nucleus.
GAGAGCAAGAAAACGAAAAUGGGGAGCGGGCAAGAAAGGAACUCGUCCAAGAAGAAGAAGAACAAGGGCAAGCCGCUCGGCCCCAAAACAACCAAUCUCAAACCCAAAAACAACAUCAACAACAACAAGCAGCCGCAAAGCGAUGACCAACUCGAAGAUCAAACCCACAUCGAAACCGGCAACCUACAAUCGAAGCUCAGCUUGUUCCUCGACAAGUUUCAAUCCGCCAAUCGCCUCCAGCUCUCUUCUCUCGAAUUGGACUCCCUCACUGAUAAAUGUAUUGUGGAUUUUCCUGGAAGCACGGAUCAAGAUGUCGAAAACUUGGGCAAACAAGUGAAGGCAGCUUUCGGGCCGUCAUGGAAAGAUGAACUAUGUGAUAAGCGUCUCUUGGAAGGAAAAGUUGGUCCCGGGAGUCCAGCUGUUCUUAUUAUUAGUACUUCUGCCUUGAGAUCAAUAGAACUCUUAAGGGGAUUUCGGUCGCUGACUAAAGAAUGCCAUGCAGCGAAGCUGUUCUCGAAGCAUAUGAAGGUUGAGGAACAGGUCUCCUUGUUAAAGGACCGUGUUAACAUUGCUAGUGGUACACCAAACAGGAUAAAGAAGCUAAUUGACACCGAGGCGUUGGGGCUUUCACGGUUAUCAGUGAUUGUGCUUGAUGUGCACCCAGAUGUAAAGGGCUAUUCCCUGUUGACACUUCCACAAGUCAGAGAUGAAUUCUGGGACUUGUACAAGACUUAUUUUCACCAGCGAUUACAAGGUUCCUUGCGUCUCUCUCUUUAUGGUCCAUUAGUAUCUGAUAAUGAGUUCAAGGGAAAAAAGAAGAGACCCAAUGAAUAGUUAUGUAUAUUUUUUUGGUACAAACUUUAAAGCUAUUCUACUAUCUUUUCCCUAGAGAUCUUACAAUUUUAUGUGCACCUCUGUUGGAUUUACAAUUGAAGCGUGCUUUGAAUCAUGAUAAAUCUGUUGGAGUUGGAUUUUUAUUUUUGUUAUGUUGUUGAAGAUCAAAUGUUAAAUGUUUCUCUUUUAAUUUUUUUUUAUAACCCUAAAG